Psilocybe cubensis is the source of this 351-nucleotide messenger RNA. RefSeq lists its product as uncharacterized. The coding region runs from base 1 to 351 and encodes 116 amino acids. The record is from RefSeq and is a predicted model, not a curated record. Gene Ontology annotation, molecular function: RNA cap binding. Gene Ontology annotation, biological process: deadenylation-dependent decapping of nuclear-transcribed mRNA. Lineage: Eukaryota; Fungi; Basidiomycota; Agaricomycetes; Agaricales; Agrocybaceae. Gene Ontology annotation, cellular component: Lsm1-7-Pat1 complex; P-body. The transcript has 3 exons.
AUGCUUGUAAUCCUACGCGACGGCAGGAAGCUUCAUGGUGUCCUGCGUUCCUAUGAUCAGUUUGCCAAUCUUGUACUCGAGGACACCGUCGAACGUAUAUAUCAUGGAAACGCAUUUGCAGAGAGCUGGCAUGGUCUCUUCCUUAUCCGAGGAGAGAAUGUUGUGCUGCUCGGCGAAAUUGAUCUGGAUAAAGAAGAAGAAGUCCCUCUCAAGCAGGUUGAAUAUAAUCUGCUGGCGGCAUUUCACAAACAAGACGCCGAGUCCAAAAAGGAACGCGAAGAGAUCAAAUCCCAGAUCUUGUACGAGCAGAAAGGAUUCUGCAAAGAAGGGGGCGAAGGCGACGGAUACUGA